Molecule: messenger RNA, 3082 nt
Organism: Notechis scutatus (mainland tiger snake)
Lineage: Eukaryota; Metazoa; Chordata; Lepidosauria; Squamata; Elapidae
Source: RefSeq, a predicted model, not a curated record
GGGGCGGAGCAAAAGGCGAAUGAGGGCAAACACAGGGUGUCCGACGGCGAGGGAGUUUGUGUGUGUCUAUGCGUGUGCUCCGCGCUUGCGCGCGGAGGUGCCGUGGUUGGUUUAGCGGUCGCCCCUGUCGCUCCCCUUCCCCCCUCCACAACCCGGGCAGAGCCGUCAGUAGUCUUUCCCAAUAUGAUGUCCCCAGAUGGGUUGGGCAUUAUUUUCCAGAAUUAACAGUGGCUAUGUUUAUUGGAAUUAUGGACGUUGUAAUCCAACACAUCUGGAGAACAUCAGCUAGAAGAUGGGGAAAAAAAGCCGAGUGAAAACACAGAAGUCAGGUACUGGAACUACAACAGCUGUUUCUCCAAAGGAAAUAUUGAAUCUGAUUAGUGAAUUGUUACAGAAAUGUAGCAGCCCAACUCCUGGUCCUGGAAAAGAGUGGGAGGAAUAUCAGCAGAUCAGAGCUCUUGUUGAGAGAAUUCGUAAAAAGCAGAAAGGUUUAUCUAUUAUAUUUGAUGGGAAAAGAGAAGAUUAUUUCUCUGAAUUAAUAAAAUGGGCCGGAGAGAAUGGUGCAUCCACAGAUGGUUUUGAAGUGGCUAAUUUUGCAGAAGAGGGUUUUGGAUUAAAAGCCACACGAGAGAUAAAAGCAGAAGAACUUUUUCUCUGGGUUCCCAGAAAAUUGUUGAUGACUGUAGAGUCAGCUAAAAAUUCAAUCCUGGGUUCUCUAUAUUCUCAAGAUCGAAUUCUCCAAGCUAUGGGCAAUAUCACAUUAGCUUUUCAUCUUCUCUGUGAACGAUACAACCCUAAUUCAUUCUGGCUACCUUAUAUCCAGACCCUCCCAAAUGAAUAUAAUACUGCUCUUUACUUUGAGGAAGAUGAAGUUCAAUAUCUUCAGUCAACUCAGGCCAUACACGAUAUUUUUAGCCAGUAUAAAAAUACUGCCCGACAGUAUGCCUAUUUCUACAAAGUUGUACAGACCCAUCCUAAUGCCAGCAAACUGCCAUUGAAGGAUUCUUUCACUUAUGAUGAUUACAGGUGGGCAGUUUCCUCAGUCAUGGCUCGACAAAACCAGAUUCCUGCUGAGGAUGGCUCUAGAGUUACAUUAGCUUUGAUACCUUUAUGGGACAUGUGUAAUCACACCAAUGGACUGAUUACUACAGGCUACAAUUUAAAAGAUGAUCGUUGUGAAUGUGUGGCACUUCAAGAUUUUAAACCUGGUGAACAGAUUUACAUUUUUUAUGGCACUCGGUCAAAUGCUGAAUUUGUGAUCCACAGUGGAUUUUUCUUUGAUAAUAAUUUACAUGACAGAGUGAAAAUAAAGCUUGGAGUAAGUAAAAGUGACAGGCUGUAUGCUAUGAAGGCAGAAGUCUUAGCUCGUGCUGGAAUCCCAACUUCCAGUGUUUUUGCUUUGCAUUCAACAGACCCUCCAAUCUCUGCUCAACUACUGGCUUUUCUUAGAGUAUUUUGUAUGACUGAAGAUGAGCUGAAAGAACACUUGAUAGGGGAACAUACUAUUGACAGAAUCUUCACCCUUGGUAAUUCAGAAUUUCCAGUGAGCUGGGACAAUGAGGUGAAACUUUGGACUUUCCUGGAAGCCAGGGCAUCUCUUCUCUUGAAAACCUACAAGACUACUAUUCAAGAUGACAAAUUCAUUUUGGAAACACAAGACCUUACCCGUAAUGCAACUAUGGCUAUUAAAUUGCGUUUAGGAGAAAAAGAAAUCCUGGAAAAAGCAAUAAAAAGUGCUUCUGCUAAUCGAGAGUACUAUGGCAAACAAAUGGCAGAAGAAGCACCCCUUCCCAGAUAUGAAGAAAGUAAUGUUGCCUUGCUGGAGAACACUGUGGCAGACUCAAGCCUCCCAAUUGUCCUGAGAAAUUUGGAGACAGAGGAGCCACAGGAUCUAAAGAUUGAGGAAAGCAUUGGUGCAGAAGCAAAUGGAUUUGUGAAUGGGGACAGUUCUUUGCUUAAUAGGACCAAAUUGGAAAAUGAAAAGCUAAAUCAAGAAGAAAGCAGCAGAGAGACUGAGGAUACCAAAGAAUCUUCUUCAGACAGUACUGAUGAGGUUAAGGAAUAGCUCUAAAUCAUUCUGAUUUUAUUGUGACAUGGAAAACUAGCAGGUGUUCUGAUUCUCCUCUUUGAACAGUAAUUUACAUUGGUGUCUUCUUAACAUUUAUUUCUGCAGAGGAAUGAGGGGUGCUUUUUAACAAGAAAAAAAAAGUUUUAAGUUAUUUAAAAGAUUUAGCAUCCUUUUUAUAUUAAGAUUGCCAUCUUGCUUUUGGAAUCCAGGAAUAGGGCAAGAGAAAAAUACCACUGGAACAUUGUGCAGUCCUUGGUUGAGAAAAUCCAUAUACUUCCUAGGGAAGAGGUCAACCUCAUCUGCUGCUUUUCUGUUCUGUUUACUCUGACUUUUAAAAUUCAAAGCUUGUUGCCCAAGGAAGUGAUAGGAUUUGCUUUUGCUAAAAACUGAAAACAGAAGAGAAUAGGGAAUGGAUAUCAAGAUUGAAAACUAGGAAAGAGUCAGAUCUGCUGCUCCCUAAACAGUAACGUGGCAAUCUUAUUUUUAUUGGGUUUGAAAUAUAGUAAGAAUACAUAUUUUAUUCUAAUUAUAGUGGUUUUUAAGAAUGUUGAUUUAUUUUGUGGUUUGUUUUACUGUAUGAGAAAUUUCAUUCUCUCUUUGCCCCUCCUUUCUCCUCCCACUGCCCCCCAAAAAAUCAAAGUUUGCAACUAUGAUACAUCCUCCAUUUUAUUUUUAAGGUGUAACUUUUAUUUUGAAAUGGCACUGUUAUAUUUGGUGAAGAAAAAAGUGAAAGUGCAGCCCAUGCCUUUAAACUGUGUUGUUCAAAGUGAGAUUGCUCCCCAGCCUUUUCAGAUUUUCAGAUAAGUAGAGAUUUUCAGAGCAACACUUUUGACUAAGAAAAUUAUUAAAAAUGAAACCUUACUAAUGUGUCUGCUACUUUUCAUUAAUGCUGCAUGGCUUAACAUGCUAUCUUGUACACUAAUUUUAAAUUUCUGCUUGCAGUUUUAGGGGAGUUAAAGGAGAUUUAUUUUCAGAAGACUGCUAGAUCACACCCAGAAUACACAAAUUAGCCUG